Molecule: messenger RNA, 1758 nt
Organism: Perca fluviatilis (European perch)
Lineage: Eukaryota; Metazoa; Chordata; Actinopteri; Perciformes; Percidae
Exons: 1
Coding region: 1-1635 (544 amino acids)
Molecular function (GO): GTP binding
Source: RefSeq, a predicted model, not a curated record
AUGUCUUUACUUUUCUACAGAAACAACUCUUCCAAAUAUGACAAAAUCCCCCGCAAAGUUCUUACCCCAGGAUCUCCUGCUGUCUACCAGCUGAAACCAAAGAAAGAGAAGAUUGGAACUCUGACAAGAAUGACUCUUGGUGAAAAAAAUCCAAACAAGAAAAACAAAACCAUCUUACUUGUUGGUGAAACAGGAGCAGGAAAAUCUACUCUGAUCAACGCUCUGGUCAACUACGCCAUGGGAGUGGAGUGGGAGGAUGAUGUCUGGUUUCAGAUCGUAGAGGAGAAGAAGAGAAGUCAAUCAGAAAGUCAGACAUCAGAUGUGAUCGUGUACCAGAUCUUUGGUUUUGAAGAUAAAACUCUGCCCUACUCUCUGACCAUCAUCGAUACUCCUGGAUAUGGAAGCACUGGUGGGAUCGAACAUGACAUGAACAUCAUGGAAAGAUUAUUUGACUUGUUCCAGUCAGAGGAUGGAGUUCAUGAGAUUAAUGCAGUGGGUCUGGUGAUGAAAGGGAGUGACAAUCGACUGAAUGACCGACUGAGGUACAUCUUUGAUUCAGUGAUCUCUCUGUUUGGAAAAGACAUAGAGAAGAACAUUGUCGCCCUCAUCACACACUCAGAUGGUGUGGCAGCUGAAAAUGUUCUGGAAGCUCUUGAUGCUACAAACAUUAAAUGUGCCAAAGAUGAAGAUGCAGAGCCUGUUCAUUUUAUGUUCAACAACCGCCAGAAAACACUGAAAACUAAGAAAAAUAACGCUGCUCUAAAUAGUGCAUGGGUCUUAACAAUAGACCAAAUACGUCUAUUCACUAAUUUCCUGAAUACAAAUUCCCCUCAGAACCUGAUAACAACUGUUGAAGUGCUACAUUCACAAAUCAGACUGACAGCCUGCAUCAACAACCUGCAGGAGAGAAUCAAAUUGAUUGAUCUAAAACAGACAGAAAUCCAACAGACUCAGGAUGGUCUGAAAAACAAUGAGAAGUUCACUGUAGAAGUUGAUGAGCCCUACAGAGUUAAACAAAAAGUCGACCGAGAGUGGAGGUGGUGGGCACUUGGGUUAAAUUAUGGAGGAGCUGUCUGCUGUACUGUCUGUAAGGAGAACUGUCACUACCCAUGCACACUGGCCUGGUAUCCAGAACACUGUGUGAUCAUGAAUGAUGGCUGCUGCACUGUAUGUACCGGGAAGUGUCCUGCAUCAGUUCAUGUGAAGGAAGAACAAUGCAUUGACUGUGAGGGUAUAUGUUCAGAUGAAUCAAGUCAUGUCAAACACCCCUGGAUCUAUGUGACCAAGACAAGGAAAGUUCAGAAGACCACGCAAGAUGUGAAGGAAAAAGCAGGAAGCACUUUGAAAACUCUUAAAAAAAUCAUGGAAGAACUUCAGCAAGACAAAGAUCAGUGGUUGGAAGAGUCCUUUCAGCAUGUUGUCAAUCUGGAGGAGAUGGCCCUGAAUGUUAAUUCACUGUCCAUUCAUGACCACUUGGCUUUCCUGAUUGAGAAGAUGAAGGAGAAAGGAGACACAGGGAAGGUACAGAGACUGAAAGAGAUAUUAAGUAAAAUAGCUAAAAGUAAAGGAUUCAAAGCACUGGUGCGAUACGGGUUUAAUAAACUUGCAGCAGCAGUUGAAACUGUGAUGAACUAGAUGAUCACUGAGAUCAGACAGCUGUGUAGAAAACGAGGUGUACACUGAUUAUCAAAUGUGUUUCAUUAAGGUUUCAUUAAUGUGUUAUUAAUGAAAACAGAGCCCUCUGUAAUGACUGUUCAG